CCGUCCUCCCGCGGCGUCGCUCCGGAUCGCGCCGCCACGGUGCAGUGCUCGCUGGAGCGGGCAACGCGCGAGACGCUCGAGCGCAGUGCGCGCGCGUCGCUUGGACUUUUACGCGACUCGCGCUUACGCAAAGGAGCAGCGUGAUGGGCGCCGAUCCCGAACCUCGCGGAUAAGGAAUCGAGCUACGCCUGGGUACGAGCCGCCAGUCCGAGACUUGUCGCAUCCCAACGUCCGUCACUCGUGGCGGGGAGUUCGGCAACCAUGGCUGACCCGACUAUACAAACGUUCUGCUGCCACCACAACAAUCGCACCGACAUGGCCACAAGCAUCAUGAACGAAUUCAACACCGACGCUUACAAUACCGUCUGCAUGGUGUCGUCGUCGCUUGGAAUUAUGGGAGCUAUUUAUCAGGUAUUACCUCGGCAAGAGUCGAAUAUGCAACUUAGGUGGCAAGGCUUCUCAGCAGCGAGGAGUAGGGACAUCAUUGGAUGGCUUGCUGUAGCCGAUCUGUUCGCAUCGUCAGGUGUGUUCAUUAGGUCGGCUCUGUGGAUGAAUUUCAAAUCUAUAAUGCCGAUGGAGGACGACACUUCGAGUGUUAUUUUCUGUGCCAUUUCAUCGGCAUGGACACAGUAUUUUUAUAUGGCAACGUGGAUUUGGACGCUUUGCUACGCCAUCGACAUGAAGUUACUGCUGGGCGAACGGGUCGGACGACCACUCUUGUAUCACUUGUUCGCCUGGAUAUGCCCAGCUGCACUCACACUGAUCGGUCUGUCCAUUUUAUACGUUCCCGAUGCAAAUUGUCAUAACGUGACGACACUACCAUCGGCAAUUCUACGAGUUCUCCCGAAUUACCUUGCCACCUACGUUCUUCUCGCAAUCGUCAUGAUCGUCAACCCUGUGCUGUACAUCUCGUCGUCGAGAGAUUUGAAGAACGUGGUGGCUUGUAGUAUGGCACAAAUGACCGGCAGAGAGCGGAAGCUGGUGCAAACGAUCAGACUGAAGUUCGCCAUGACAAAUCUCGCUUACUACGUUUGCUGGAUACCAAAUUUACUCAAUGGCAUCCUCUUGUGGACACUGUGGUUCAAACUGCCCGUCAGAGUUAUCAUCACUUUGUGGUACAUUAUGGCAGUGACGAAUCCGCUGCAAGCGUUUUUCAACGCGCUAGUCUACAAGAGAUGGGGCCGAAAGGAAAAGUUUCGUUUGGAGUGGUGUUACAAAUUGAAGAGACUGAGAACCAAUUACUUCGGGCACACCGACGCCAGUUCCGACAUAACAGAGUCAUCUCCUUUACUCAACCCACAGUACAGGUGUACACCGCACACUAGCAUCAACGGCUCGUCGUCGUUGUAAUA
This is a messenger RNA of Phymastichus coffea, 1352 nucleotides long. RefSeq names its product G-protein coupled receptor 143-like. The transcript is spliced from 7 exons. Lineage: Eukaryota; Metazoa; Arthropoda; Insecta; Hymenoptera; Eulophidae. The coding region runs from base 262 to 1350 and encodes 362 amino acids. The record is from RefSeq and is a predicted model, not a curated record. Gene Ontology annotation, cellular component: melanosome membrane; plasma membrane. Gene Ontology annotation, biological process: melanosome organization; regulation of calcium-mediated signaling; G protein-coupled receptor signaling pathway. Gene Ontology annotation, molecular function: dopamine binding; L-DOPA receptor activity; L-DOPA binding.